AUUUCAUUUCUAUGCGGUUUAACACCGACUAUACUUUUUCAGCAAAUUUAGGGGCACAGGUUGAAAAAAUAGAGUUGAUAAGUAUCGAUUUUUUUAGAAAAUUUGUGAAAAAGUACUUCUUUCAGUCGCGAGAAUUCAGUAAAAGGAUAAAAUGGAUGCGUUAAGAGAUGAGGUAGAAUCUCUAGAAGCUAUAUUAAUGGAUGAUGUUAUAAUAACAAGGAAUUCUGAAAGUGGAGUGCCAGAACUUAUUGAAACUACUGUAUUUCCCCAAGUUGGAGACGAAGAUGAACAAUAUGUGUGUGUAACCCUUCAAGUAAUCCCUUCAUCGGAUUAUCCUGAAACAAGUCCUCAAUAUAAGUUAUUACGGCCUCGGGGCUUAGAUGAUGAUCGGUUGGAAAAAAUUAAACAUGCAUGUAACGAAAAAUUGCAAGAAUCUAUAGGCUUUCCAGUAGUUUUCGAUUUAAUUGAAGUUGUUCGUGAGCAUUUAACAGGAAGCAACUUACCCAGUGGGCAAUGUGUAGUUUGUCUAUAUGGUUUUAGUGACGGUGAUGAAUUUACGCGAACAGAAUGUUUUCAUUACUUACAUAGUUAUUGUCUAGGACGUCAUUUAAAUGCCUUGCGGCGAACGUAUAAAGAUGAAUAUGAUAAGUUGCCAAGUUGGCUUCAAAAAACUGUGGAUCCUUUUCAAGCAUUAUGCCCUGUUUGCAGGGAACACAUUAAAGAUGAGGAGGAUAGUUUGCGUUGUGCAAUGCCUCCAUCGGAGUUGGAACAAGCACCAGAAUUUAUAUUAACACGCGAACUUCGGGAUCUUCAACAUCGCAUGUCUGCUUUAUUUUUGAAACAAAAAAAUAAAGGAGGCAUUAUCGAUGUGGAUGCAGAAAGUGGAAGCGUUAUAUCUAUCGAAACUGAGGAGGAGAUAAGAAUGCGUUUAGAAAGUAAAAAAACGUUUGAUGAAAGAAAUAAAACGGAAAGCAUGUCUCCUGAAUGUAAUAUACUAAACUCUGACGGAACUGGAUCCAGUGGAUGGCGAAAGCAGAAUUUCGGGUCAUCAGUGUCUACUGAACAAAAAGAACCAACUUGUUCUAAAUCUUUAGGCGGUACAAACUGUGAACCCGUUGUACAACAGGCAAAUAAAGUGAGUGGAGAACCCACUAACAACAAUUACCAUCAUCACAAUCGCCGUCAUUACCGUGGAGGUAGGCGCCAUCAACAACAUUAUCAUCAUCAUCGUGGUGAACGGGAAAGAGACCGUGAUCGAGGAAACGAGCACAUUAUAAACAGUGGUGGGUCCAGUGCUAACGCAUCUUCAUCCACUGGUGGUAAACAAGCAAAGGCUCAGGUAGCCAAUAAUAGCCACGGCAGGUGACGAUUAGUACGAAUUAAUAUAAAGCAUUAUAGCGAAGCUACUAUUUCCAACUAUUUUUCCUCACAUUGUCAGCAGUUCGAUGCGUAUAAAUGUGAUAUUUAUUGUGCCGAGAUAUUUGGCACGCAGCUUCUAUAUACUUAGCCAUGGCAUGUUUGAAAUUCAAUUGAGUUUUGUUUUAUUUUCUAUCUUAUCGAUAUUGAUCUGAUCUCAUUAGGUUACCGAUAUACUCUUUUAUGUAAUAUAUAUGUAUAUAUUUAUUUUUGUAUCGGUACGAAUUUUAAUUACUUUUUAUAGUUCAAACAACGCACACUUACGAUUUAUAAAAUUAUCAUUUAAUUUCGCUCUAAUUAAUGAAAAUGCAAAUAUUUAGGGUAAAUACUACCAUUUAUAUUUUUUCCUAACAAUAUCCACUCGGCCGAAAUGUCAAUGGAGAAUCUGCGAAUGACGUUAUUAUAAAAUAAAUAUAUUUGAAUUCAACUACAGAUCUUCCAUUGUAAUCAGCAAUAACAAUUUGCCAACAGAGAAAUAACAACAUGUCGCUUUAAUUACUUUGACAAGUUCUUACAUAGCCUGGAGAUUCUUUGUAAUAUUUGAAGGCAAAGAACUCAUAAAUCAAUAUUUGAAGGACUUAUUUGUAACAUUUUCAAUUCCCUACUUCAAAUAUUGGAUAUUGAUAAAUGUGAAAUGUAAAAUAUAUCUUAAGUUUUGAUUUGUUCUGUGAUUCUUUUAGAUUAUUUGGUUCAAACUCCAUUUCAAAGAAGUGUGUUGAUUAGAAAUAUUUUGGGAAAGCUCAUAGUGAAGUGGCCAAGUUCCAUUAUUUCAUUUCAACCCAAUCGAAAGAUGAAUUACAAUAAUUUAAAUUAUCGAUCACUAGAUUUUUGCUAAUAAAUACUUGUGAUGUGUGCAGCUGAGAAUAAAAAACCCACAACGAACAAAGUUAUUGGAAAGCAUUACUCAAACUAUUUUGGCAUUGUUUUCUUCAACAUAAACAACAAUAACGAAAGUCACCAAUAAUUUUUUUAUUUAUUUAUUUUAUAUUGAAAUUUAAGGAUCGAUAUAAAAUCGCUACAUAGUGUAAACCUAAAGAAUGAAAAUAUUAUAAAUAAUAUGAAAAUGAUUAUGGUAUGAUACCUUUAAUAUAUAAAAGCAGAAAUUCUUCGAAAAUACACCACUACUUUUAAUUUCUCCAUCCUUCCUUUCUUAUAUAAUCUUCAUUUAUCUUAAGUAAAUGAAUUUGAAUAACAUAAGUUCAUAUAUUGAAUGUAAUAUAUGAAUAUUUAGACGAAUAUAUGUGUAUAUUUGUUAUAUAUAUUAAACAUGCACACCUAGGUUAGUAUUGGAACUUAAUGCCAAUAAAUCGUGGUUCGCUGUUGUAUGAAAUCGAUAUUUUACGAAAUUUAAAAUCUAAAAAUGUGUGUCAUGCUCUUAG
Molecule: messenger RNA, 2795 nt
Organism: Zeugodacus cucurbitae (melon fly)
Lineage: Eukaryota; Metazoa; Arthropoda; Insecta; Diptera; Tephritidae
Product: E3 ubiquitin-protein ligase RNF25
Exons: 4
Coding region: 152-1366 (404 amino acids)
Biological process (GO): protein ubiquitination
Cellular component (GO): nucleus
Molecular function (GO): ubiquitin protein ligase activity; protein binding
Source: RefSeq, a predicted model, not a curated record